AUGGAUCGGCCAUACACCAUCCGUCGCGUCCGCCGAGUCUUGAAUGCAAAGGCCUUCACCGACACGAUCGGUUUCAGGGACUCGCUGCAGCCCGACGAUCUCAAGGGAUUCUGGAAGGGGGUCAACUCGAAGGCAUUGACGGCGAGGGAACGCGAGGUGUGGUUCAAGCUCGUCAGGAACUUCACCCCGACUCGGAGUCUGCAGUUUCAUCAAAAGCACGACGACUCGCCCGCGUGCCUCGUCUGUGGAGCGCCCAAGGACGAUCGGGAGCACUACUUCUUCGACUGCGUUGACUCUAGGAACGUUUGGAUCGCGGCAAGGGGCGUGCUCUGCGACGCACUGGGGCUCGACACGAUCGACAACACGUAUUACACGGCCGUUCAACGCAUGUUCGGACUUCCGAAGCUCAAGGCCAGUCUGCGCGAUCAGGAAGGAGCGGGGAGGACGAUCGAAAUAUUGACCGGGCUGGUCUUGGAGAUGAUCAGCAGCGGGAGGUGGGGGAUGCAGAAGUGGGGGACGAGGCUGGAGGGUGUUGGGAGGAGGAGGAUCAUCUUGGAGGAGAGGUUGAAGCUGAGGGCGGGAGGAGCUUGGGGGAGGAGAGGGCAGUAG
Molecule: messenger RNA, 609 nt
Organism: Microbotryum saponariae
Lineage: Eukaryota; Fungi; Basidiomycota; Microbotryomycetes; Microbotryales; Microbotryaceae
Source: the annotation of a GenBank genome assembly